CACCGAUCAAAAUGGAGUGCUGUCGAGGACCGAUCCGUUUUUUAAUGGACAGGAUAACGUAAGCCCGAUCCACUGCGCGAGGCGCCAACUGGAGCCUUUGUUCCUUACUUCUGAGUUUCGCUACCCGCUUCAAAUGCGCAGGUCCCAAAUCAACCGCACUAUUUCCAUGCUAGGGUUGUGCAGGACCCAAGCCGUGUAUAGCCCUAAUUUCACUGUGUUAUUUGGAGCUCUUUCAAUGGCUCCUGCCAUGCCUGAGCCCUAAAUCUGCUGCCAUUUGAAGUUCUUUCAAUGGAUUCUUCCACGCUUCCCACUACAGUUUUGCAGGUCUUAAGCCCUGUGAAACUCCAAUUACUUUGCAAUUCAAAGGUUUUUAGUUUGAGAAUGCCUAUAUCAGUAGCUACUCCUCGCUUUUCUCUCCCUCUGAGAGUCGAUGAUUCCUCUCUUUCUCUGAGAGCCCAUGCGUCUCGUCCCAUGACCUUCACUUCAUCUGUUCGGGCUUCUCCUCCAAUGGUAGCACCCUCUCAGUGGAGUCUGAACCAACGCCACAUUUUGAUGUUGAAUGUUAUUGCCUGUGCGGUAGCUAUUUCUGCAUCAUGGCUAUUUUUCUCCGCGAUUCCAACCAUUUUGGCUUUCAAGAAGGCUGCUGAAUCACUUGAAAAGCUCUUGGAUGUCACAAGGGAAGAACUUCCUGAUACAAUGGCUGCUGUUAGAUUGUCUGGCAUGGAGAUCAGUGACCUAACCAUGGAGCUUAGUGAUUUAGGGCAAGAGAUAACAAGAGGAGUCCGAAGUUCCACUCGAGCAGUUCGUGUGGCCGAGGAUGGUAUACGACACCUAACCAAUAUAAAUGCAACAGCAAUGGUGCAGGAAACAAUGAUGGUACGGGCCGAGGGGUCGAGACCAGUGACAUCAAGAAUGGCAAGAAGCCUACGUGAGGCUGUUUCCAUGGGCCGUGCAAUUCUGCAAAGUCUGGGUACUUUGAGCAGGUUAUCUGGUUUGGCCAUGAAAUAUUGGGCUGCAGCAAGGCAAAAGCGUCAGUGAAAGAUGGACGUCUCGAAAAAGAAAAACCAGUGACCUUUAUUGAACCCAAUGGCUACCAUGACCACAGCAUUAGUAAGCUUUGGCACUUUCAUUUGCAUAUAACUUUCUCCAUAUUCUAAGAAUGUUCCUUUGUGUUAUUGGUGCAUAUAAUGAUGCCAACUUCCAUGAUAUCGAUUUUUAUUUCCAAUGUGGUCAUGUGCCUACUUUGUUUUGGUGUAGGUAGAUGAGGUCUUUUUAUUUGAUAGAUUUGAGAUUACGCGCUCUUAAUGAUAUUUGAUCACUGGAGUAGUAUUUAGGAUU
This is a messenger RNA of Amborella trichopoda, 1338 nucleotides long. RefSeq lists its product as uncharacterized. NCBI's taxonomy places the organism in Eukaryota, Viridiplantae, Streptophyta, Magnoliopsida, Amborellales, Amborellaceae. The record is from RefSeq and is a predicted model, not a curated record.